Messenger RNA from Rotaria sp. Silwood1, 1764 nucleotides. The record is from the annotation of a GenBank genome assembly. Lineage: Eukaryota; Metazoa; Rotifera; Eurotatoria; Philodinida; Philodinidae.
AUGGGUUGUUGCAAAUCAGCAGUAGUUGGAAUUCAAAACGAAGAAAAAGCUCUUCCAAAACCCAUUGAUCCUUGUCAAGAGACACUUCCACACCAAAAUAAACGUUCAAUAAAAUUACCAAAACCAGAAACAGUGACAUUUUGCAAUGUUGAAAAAAAUGAUCAGCCUGUUUCUUCACUGUUGUCGACACCUAGAGUACCUAACCAAAUCAGAAUACCAAUCAAUAUAUCUGAUGAAUCAAAUCAUUUCGAAUAUAAUUUUAUCAAUGUUCUUCUUCUUGGAGAAUCUGGUGUUGGUAAAUCAACGUUUAUCAAUGCCCUUGUCAAUUAUCUUAAAUUUGACAAACUUGAACAAGCUCAGUCUGGUCAACCUAUUGUACUUAUCCCUGUUUCAUUUCUUCUAACAGUUGGAGAUAAUUUUGAAGAACGAAUUGUUAGAUUUGGUAAUGAAGAUUCUAAUGAAGAUUUUCAUCAUCCAGGUCAAUCAGUAACUCAACAUUGUAGAUCAUAUGUUUUUACUGUUGGUACUCGAACGAAACUAAGAUUAAUUGAUACACCUGGAACAGGAGAUACUCGUGGACUUGAUCAAGAUUAUCUCAAUAUGGAACAUAUAAUAUCAUUUAUUACUAAUCUAUCACAUUUAAAUGCUAUUUGUAUACUUCUUAAACCAAAUGAAUCACGAUUAAACAUUGUUUUUCGUUCGUAUUUUAGUCAGUUGAUAGAUUUUUUAGGUGAAAAUAUUAGUAAUAAUAUUAUAUUUUGUUUUACCAAUACUCGAGCAACAUUUUAUAAUCCAGGUAAUACAGCUCCUUUACUUAAAGCAACGCUUGCUAAUCUUCCUAUUAAACAUAUUCCAUUUAAUAAAUCAAAUACAUUUUGUUUCGAUAAUGAAUCAUUUCGAUAUUUAAUUGCUAUUCAAAAUAAAAUUGAUUUUGAUGAUUAUCAAAAAGAAGAAUAUAAAGAAAGUUGGGGAAAUUCAGUAACUGAAUCGAAUCGUCUUCUUAGUUAUAUUUGUGGUGCAUUAAAAGCUUAUCCAUAUAUUGAAUGGAAAUCAAUCAAUCAUGCACAAUUUCAAAUCAAUCAAAUGAUUCGUCCAAUAUUAGAAACAAUUCGAAAUAUUCUUCGUAAUCUUAUAUUGUAUGAAGAAAAGUCAUCGAAACUAUUCAUAAGACUUUAUCCAUUUGUUGUAUCUCAUUCUUCGACCAUUUGUAUUAAAUGCAAACGUGUUCCUAAAGAUUAUAAUGAAUUUUGGAUUUAUCCUGAUGAUUUACAUAUAUUUUCAGUUAAAUGUUUGAAUUGCAAAUGUAGUCGAAAUAGACAUAUUGACGUUAAUUAUAGACUUGAUUAUGAAGUUUCAAAUAAUGUAAAUCGACAAUUUAUUGAUGAAAUGAAAUCAAUAUUGAAUCAACUCCAACAGGCAAUCUUAGAAUUUAGAUAUUUUUUUAUUGCUACAACUCAAUCAUUGAAAUCUAAUGAUGCAAUUAUAUCUUAUUUAAAUCAAAUGAUUGAAGAAGAAAAUCAAAUUUGUGAAUUAAAUGGCAACAAUAGUCUUAAUUUGAUAUUACAUAAAAAACUCAAUGAAUUUAAAGAAAACUAUGAACAAAUAGAAGAUGUAUCAACAUUAAAUAAAAAUUCAAUCAAUCUGACAAAGAUCUAUAAAUUAAUUCAGCAAAUAAGUAGAAUUGAUCUGAUUGAAAAACAAAUAGAUGUUAUCAAACAAUAUCAUCGAACAUAUAUGAAUGAACAAGAAAAAGAAGUCUCAUAG